Messenger RNA from Drosophila obscura, 2120 nucleotides. RefSeq names its product RNA polymerase-associated protein Rtf1-like. Bases 131 to 1720 code for a protein of 529 amino acids. NCBI's taxonomy places the organism in Eukaryota, Metazoa, Arthropoda, Insecta, Diptera, Drosophilidae. Gene Ontology annotation, cellular component: Cdc73/Paf1 complex. The transcript is spliced from 2 exons. The record is from RefSeq and is a predicted model, not a curated record. Gene Ontology annotation, molecular function: DNA binding; RNA polymerase II C-terminal domain phosphoserine binding.
CGAUGCCGCGGCGGAGGGCCAGCAGAAGCAGGAGCAAGCGAUCGAACAGCGCAACGAAGUCUCGCCAAAGGCCGAUGAUGGCUCUGAAUCAAGUGAUGUAGAGCUCGGGGAGUUCAAGGACCCCGCACAGAUGACUCUGGAGCAGCUGGAGGAAACACAAAAGAUAUACUUGCGCCGCUUGGAGCGCGAGGAUUUGGAGGAGGGCGAGUGUCCGGAGCAGGAGGACAGUGCGGCACAGAAAGAGCGCUCGCUGACGCGUCGCCAGGAUCUGCAGAUACUGCGCGCAGUCAAUAAUCGCUCCACGGCCCUGCAGCGUUUGCAGGUCGAGCGCCUGCAAAAAUUGGCCAAGAAAACGAACGGCGGCGAUCAGUGCCUGAACGACAGAAUCGACCAGUGGCUGGAUGAUAGCUGCCGGGACAGGGGUAAGCUCAGUAAGAAGGACAAGCGGCUGCAGGAAGUGGCCAAAGUGAGGCUCAGAGCCUCGGACAUCUACUCGGACAGCUCGAGUGAUUCGUCCGCGUCGAGUGAGGCAGACGACAAUGAGGAUAGCCAAAAAUGUAAGCCCACGACUGCCAGUCCCACCUUGCUCAGCACACUGGAUGAGCUGCACGAUGUGGUGCUCACACGCAGCCAGCUAAUCGAUUUCGUGGACAAGCCCAUAUUCGAGCAGACGGUGAUCGAUUGCUUCGUCCACAUGCCCAGUCACAAGCCACAGUCGAAGGUCUAUCAGAUAAUUGGCUUGCUGCAAUCGCGCAAGACGUACCAGCUGGGCAACAAGACAACGGAUUACAUGCUGCGCCUACGCCACGCUAAAUUGGAGAGCACUGCCCGCUUGGACGCUGUCUGCGAUAGCCCAGUCGAGCCGGAGGCAUUCGAGAAUUGGAUUGAAAGCUGUCAGCAGGCUUAUUGCACACUGCCGGAGCUCUCGCUGCUCGCCAAGAAGCAGAAGGACAUCGAGAAGGCCACCAACUAUCAGUUUACCGAAGAGGAUGUGGCCGAAAUUGUUAAAAAGAAACGGGAGUCGGGCCAGCGGAAGGAGAAGGUCGCUGUGCUCAAGAUACGGCUGAUCGAGCAGCGCGACCUGGCUCUGACCAACAACGACCAGGAGGAGGUGGCACGCUUGGAGAGCGAGAUUGAGGAGAUCGAUCGCGAUCAGGAAAAGUCUCGCUAUGGUUAUUCACGCCAUCAGCAGGGGCUACGAUUCGGCGGUUCAUUGCGCACUGGUCUUACCCCAUAUGUGCCGAAAAUUGUGUUGCCAAAAUCGCAGCAUCGCCGUGAAGCCGCUCUCGUUCCAGCCAUACCGCAUCGCCAUAAGCCAGCUAGACGUGGCCCUGUUGUUGUUGCUGCUCGUCCGAUACCAGCUGCUGCGCCGCCCGAUACUGAUGCUGAUGCUCUGACUGCCGAUGAACCGUAUAUACCGCGAUUCCUGAAAAUGGCUGAUAAGGCUAAAGCUUCUGGGCGUCCGGCCAUCGCGGCUGUUGCUCGCCUUCCAAAACCGUUGCUGGCCAAACGAUCCUUUGCCGAGAGCGCCCCCAAGCCAGAAGACGCCGAGCUGGAGCACUUCAUGAAGCGCAAAUACCAGAAAAGUGCCAUUGGCAUGCGCAGUCGUGAGGCCGAUGACGCGAGGCUGACGAAGUCGCAGAAGUUGUGGCGCCGCACGAACCAAGGAAGAAUCCCUCCAGCAACCUGUUCGAGCUGCACGAUUUUCAAGUGGACGUAGACACCUCAGCAUUAGGUCUUUUCGAUUCGAUGAUGUUUGGAGAACGUCCAGCCGCAGAUCCAGCGUCGGGAGAGCCGGAAAUUUAAGACAAGUUGUGAAAAAUAUGUUUAAUCAUUAAUAAUCUAACCAGCAAUUCGAUCCGCAGUCAGUUUAGCUCUCCCACAGCAAAUGCGACUAAUUGAACAACAAUUUAGCCAACAAAUAGACACAGGCCUCCGUCCGCAUAGUCCUCCAUUUCUCUCCUUCCAAACGACACGUACACCACUUUCCAGCCUGUCAACACGGCCCGCAGCGUGUUUUGUGUGCUGCUCCAAUCAACCAUUCCUCUGCUGUGCCGCCAAAAGCCUGUCCUAAUCCAAUCGAAUUCGGUUGUUGGGCAAUUGGGAGACUGGGAGCAGCA